Molecule: messenger RNA, 336 nt
Organism: Metarhizium robertsii ARSEF 23
Lineage: Eukaryota; Fungi; Ascomycota; Sordariomycetes; Hypocreales; Clavicipitaceae
Exons: 1
Coding region: 1-336 (111 amino acids)
Source: RefSeq, a predicted model, not a curated record
AUGUUUCUCCCUCUACUUCGUCCUGUCCAGCAGGCUCGACAGGGCUUGACACUGCCUCAUUAUACUCUUCAAGCGGACCGCCGCUUCCCCGGACCACCCAGCUGGGAUCCACAUAUUGGAGAGAUCGGUUUUCGUGAUGAUGAUGUAGUUGAUCAGAUCCAGAUGGCUCCGCUGGAGUUUGAAGGGAAAUUAGAGGCCGACCCGGUUAAAAAGGAAAACGGGAUAGAAAGAAGCCUGCAGGAGAGUGUCAACGGAGCAGGGAAGACAAAUAGGAUGGCUGCGCGAAAUGCAAAGUCGUCGGGAGGCAACGAAUGUACGGUAAGCGGAAACCUGUAA